GACGCGUUCGCGCGCAUACACGCGCACGCGCAGUGUGUGGCCAUCCCCCUGCCGAUAGUGCGCCGUCGGUAGCGGGUUUCGAAGCGUCGUUCGGUGAGUCAGUGGCGUGGCCUGUGUCCGCUCCCGUCCUCUGUUCCCCACCCGAAAUGGCGGCCGUCUGGAGAGCCCGCAAUGUUCUGGACUGCGUCGUUCGCUUCUCUGACCGAGAACUGCAAUAAUCUGGUUCCGCGUCCGUGCACCCUGUUCGGCCCUGCGUACCUGCGCCUCAAGUCGGCAUGCAGGUAGACAGUGAUAAAGAUGAUUACACUGGUGUCAUUGAUGUUGAAGACAAUGAAAGAGCUGAAGAAGCAAAUCUUCAGGAGGAACUUAAUGUGUUUCGCGCUCAGUGGAUGUCUGAGCUGACUCCAAAUGGCAGCUCUAAUGGAUCAGAAGUGGAACACGGAAGAAUCUCUGCAAAGGGGCUUUCUUUCAAAUCUUUGGGUACCAAAGGAAAACAGGAACUUGCUCGUGAAGAAAAGGCUAAAGAAUUGUUCCUGAAAGCUGUAGAGCAAGAACAGAACGGAGCAGUUUAUGAAGCUAUCAAAUACUAUCGGAGGGCCAUGCAGCUUGUACCUGACAUUGAAUUCAAAAUCAACUAUGCCCAUUCUCCAGAAAGUGAUGGAAGCAGCAAAGCUUACAAGGAAGAUAAGGGGAAGGCCAAUGAAGUAACUGAUCUAUUGCCGUACUUUCAACAGCAACUGAGCCUACAGGACUCUCCCCACAAAAUUUGUCAGCCUGAGUUUGGAGUGAACCAGACUCACAUAUCAGAUAUCCCUUUUGAAAUCCUUGUGUAUAUAUUUCGAUGGGUUGUGUCAAGUCACUUGGACCUACGAUCCUUGGAGCAAUUGUCCAUGGUGUGCAGAGCAUUCUACGUGUGUGCAAGAGAUCCUGAAAUCUGGCGUUUGGCAUGCCUGAAGGUAUGGGGCAGAGCAUGCAGCACCUUGGUGUUGUACAGUUCUUGGAGACACAUGUUCCUGGAAAGACCUCGUGUUCGAUUUGACGGUGUAUAUAUAAGUAAAACGACCUAUGUACGUCAAGGUGAGGAAUCUCUGGAUGGUUUUUACAGGGCGUGGCAUCAGGUGGAAUAUUACAGGUAUCUGCGAUUCUUCCCAGGAGGACAGGUGAUAAUGCUGACCACACCAGAAGAUCCCCAGUCCAUUGUACCCCGCUUAUGCUGUAGGACUCCAAGAAUUGAUGCUGUCCUAUUUGGUCACUUUCGUCUGUCACAGGAAACAGAUAAUCAAACCAAAGUAUUUGCUGUUCUAGCAAAGAAGAAGGAGGAGAAGGCUCCAGAGUAUCAGAAGUAUAGGUAUUAUCGACGGGCUCCUCCUCCUACUGAGAUUGACCAUAAUUUUCAUGUGGGGUUACAACUUGCUUCCAGUGGUCGUCAGCGAUUUAACAAGCUGGUCUGGCUUCAUCACUCAUGUCUAGUUACCUAUAAGUCAACUGGAGAGACUGCAGUUUCCACAUUUGACAUCGAUAAAAUGUACACACCCUUAUUCUUCGCUCGUGUGAAGAGCUUUACAGCAUUUUCUGAAACACCUCUUUAAUUUGAUCUAAUCUGCUGGUUUAGAUUUGUAUUCAUUGUAAAGUUCCUUAUGCAUGAGUGGGAUGAUAUUAAUGCUACCUAAAGAACUGCAGUCUCCGUUUGAAUAGGAUAUUGCUGUCUGAGUGCUUUUUAAAAGGUGCUAGAUAUAUUGCAAGAAAAAUGGGUCUGAAAUUGCAAUUAAAGUUUAAAUGCACUGUGUCAUUUAUCCAUCGGAGUGAUAUGGAUAAAAUAAAAAUCAGAAGUCUGCAUUGGGGCUUGGGCUAUAUAAAUAUUAGAGAAUAAACUUUGAGGCUGUUUGCAUUGGUGGCAGUGUUUUAAUUUUUCUUCUCAUAUGUCAAUAUUUGCAGAGUUUUUACAAUAUGUUACCAGAAUGAAAUCUUCACUUUUUUAUUACGGAUUGAGUAAUUCAUGUUAUCUGUGAUUUCUGAUUUCAAAGCUUUAAUUGAUUUAGUUUUUAAUAAUUUACUUAAACUGAAAUUAUGUUUCAAUAAUGAGAUAAAUGUUUUCUUUGAAA
Hypanus sabinus (Atlantic stingray) is the source of this 2102-nucleotide messenger RNA. It is a transcript of the gene fbxo9, whose product is annotated as F-box protein 9. The coding region runs from base 276 to 1589 and encodes 437 amino acids. Lineage: Eukaryota; Metazoa; Chordata; Chondrichthyes; Myliobatiformes; Dasyatidae. Gene Ontology annotation, molecular function: protein binding. The record is from RefSeq and is a predicted model, not a curated record. Gene Ontology annotation, cellular component: SCF ubiquitin ligase complex. Gene Ontology annotation, biological process: SCF-dependent proteasomal ubiquitin-dependent protein catabolic process. The transcript has 13 exons.